Hyalella azteca is the source of this 1087-nucleotide messenger RNA. RefSeq lists its product as uncharacterized. The record is from RefSeq and is a predicted model, not a curated record. NCBI's taxonomy places the organism in Eukaryota, Metazoa, Arthropoda, Malacostraca, Amphipoda, Hyalellidae. The transcript is spliced from 3 exons. Bases 473 to 1087 code for a protein of 204 amino acids.
AAUGCACGUUGCAGGCAUAAUAGAGAAUGAGGAUUGCAAAGUGUAUUAUGUGUCAUCAAAAGAAGAGUAGGUGGUGAAAUCAGUAGAUCAAGUAGCGGUUUAUAGUUCAAGGACCCUAGUUAAGUUUAGGUACAAAGCAGCUGCGCUAAAAGCUGCGCAAAGAGAGCGAUCAAUGUCUAUGGAAACUGUGCCUGAAUAAUUGAUGUUUUUCGAUACUUCUAUCCUCUUGAACUUUUCCAUAGAUGGGCUUGGUCUCAUCUACAAAGUAAAUUGUUUGUGUAAUUAAUAAGGGGAUUUGAAAUACUUGUAUCGUGGCAAAAUGAGCAGAAAAGUAUGACAAGAAUAAGGCACUGAAAAGACAAGUAUAUGAGUGAAUCCGCUGGCGCAAUGAUUGGUUGGGGGCACAGGAAAGGCCGGCCUGCCACGCCAGCGUGAUUGGCGUGCUGGUAAAAAUGAGACUAAGAGUUGGACGAUGCCAACUCGUGUCAGGUCACACUUGACCAAAGGAAGACGAUGUAAAGGCAGGAGAACCAUUCAUCCUGAAAACCCGUGUAGCAAAGGGCAGGUACGUCCAGGGACGCAGCAACUACCAAGCAGCCGUUCUAAAGCUGUAAACUUCUCGGAGAAAGUUGAGCGCACAAUGGCUUUGAGUUCUGCAAGCGCCAUCGACCAACAAGCUCUGACACGAGUGUGGGAGGAGGUCGAUACUGUGGGACGUGGUGGGACGUACACUGUCAAGUUGCAAUACUAUCAGACCACUCCAGACCACGCUUACUCCAACGCGUCUCACCAGACUACUCCAGGCCACGCGUACUCCGACACGUCUCACCAGACCACUCCAGACCACGCUUACUUCAACGCGCCUCUUCAGACCACUCCAGACCAUGUUUACUCUGACGCGCCUCCGGACCAGCAGAGACCUGCACUUCCAAAUGACGUCUUCAAGCCAUAUCCGAAUGACACACAACUCCAUAAGACGUUCAGCGAGAAUCGAUUGAGAAUAGAACGCGACAACAAAAUCAAGAUCAUUACGAACAUUUUCAAGGUCCACUUCAAGUUUCACCAAUCAACCGAGAUGAGCAGUUGA